AUGUCGUCUCUCACAUUCCCCAUGCGCCAGCUCUACUACGAUGGCAAGGUUCAGCCUGCCUCUUCCGGCAAGACCUUUCAGACCGUUAACCCCUCCAACGCUACCCCGCUGGCUGAAAUCCAGGUCGCCGCACCCUCUGAUAUAGAUGCGGCUAUUGCCGCCGCCGACCGUGCGUUCUCCUCUUGGUCUCAAACCUCUCCCAUUGCUCGUGCCCGUAUCCUUCAAAAAGCAGCCAGCCUCUUGCGGGAGCGCAAUGACGAGAUUGCUCGUGUCGAGACGUUGGACUCCGGAAAGGCAUACACUGAGACGAGCACCGUCGAUGUUGUCACGGGAGCCGAUUCCCUGGAGUAUUAUGCAAAUCUGGUUGGAGGCGGUGGGCUAAAUGGUGAGACUACCCAGCUGAGGGAGGACGCUUGGGUAUACACGAAGAAGGCCCCGUUGGGGGUAUGCGUAGGCAUCGGCGCAUGGAACUACCCCAUCCAAAUUGCGCUGUGGAAAUCCGCGCCUUGUCUGGCUGCCGGAAACACCAUGGUAUACAAGCCGAGUGAAUUCACCCCACUUCACGCUCAAACACUUGCCGAGAUCUACAAGGAAGCUGGACUUCCCUCGGGCGUUUUCAAUGUGGUGUACGGCGCAGGCGACGUUGGUGCAUACUUGACUGCCCAGCCGACCAUCGCCAAGGUUUCCUUCACGGGCCAGGUGUCCACCGGCAUGAAAGUUGCCGGUUCUGCCGCUGGCAACAUGAAGUAUGUGACGAUGGAGCUUGGAGGCAAGAGCCCCCUCAUCAUUCUUCCUGACGCCGAGCUGGACAAUGCAGUGGAUGGAGCCAUGAUGGCCAACUUCUACAGCACAGGCCAGGUCUGUACCAAUGGUACCCGAGUCUUUGUCCCCACAGUUAUGAAGACUGCUUUUGAAAAGCGCCUACUGGAGAAGAUGCAGUACAUUCGCCCCGGUCCUCUGUUCGACAGCGCUACCAACUUUGGUCCGCUGAGCUCGGGCGUCCAUAUGGAGAAAGUGGCUUCUUACAUCCGUCACGGAAUUGAGACAGACAAGGCCACCCUGCUCUACGGCGGGCUGGGUAAGCCGCAGGUUCCGAAGGAAUUGGAGGAUGGGUACUGGGUUCGGCCCACUGUCUUCACGGACUGCACAGAUGACAUGCGCAUUGUCAAGGAGGAGAUCUUCGGUCCGGUGAUGUCCAUCCUCUCCUACGAGACUGUUGAGGAAGCGGUUACGCGGGCAAACGCCACCAAGCUUGGACUGGCUGCGGGCGUCUUCACCAGGGACAUCAAUAUGGCCCACCGCAUCAUCGACCAGCUGCAGGCGGGUAUCACUUGGAUCAACAGCUGGGGUGAGAGUCCGUCCGAAAUGGCUGUCGGUGGAUGGAAGAACAGCGGUGUAGGUGUUGAGAAUGGACGCCGAGGCAUUGAGGCCUGGGUGAAAAACAAGAGCACCCUGGUGGAUAUGAACGGCGCCGUUGCCACCGUCUUCGCCAAACUGUAA
Aspergillus sclerotioniger CBS 115572 is the source of this 1500-nucleotide messenger RNA. RefSeq names its product aldehyde dehydrogenase. The transcript has 2 exons. NCBI's taxonomy places the organism in Eukaryota, Fungi, Ascomycota, Eurotiomycetes, Eurotiales, Aspergillaceae. The record is from RefSeq and is a predicted model, not a curated record. The coding region runs from base 1 to 1500 and encodes 499 amino acids. Gene Ontology annotation, molecular function: aldehyde dehydrogenase (NAD+) activity.